Messenger RNA from Diuraphis noxia (Russian wheat aphid), 1086 nucleotides. Its product is annotated as centrosomal protein of 78 kDa-like. NCBI's taxonomy places the organism in Eukaryota, Metazoa, Arthropoda, Insecta, Hemiptera, Aphididae. The record is from RefSeq and is a predicted model, not a curated record.
AUGUCGGUUGGUCAUUCGUCAAAAUCCAAUAGCUCUAGAAUGUUGUCAUCUCUUAGAGAAAAACAUAAAACAUCAUUAUCUAUCAUCAGGUCAAACGAGUCGUUCGAAAGUUCAUUGAAACAUCAAUUUGGAUUGGUAUACACUGCACUUUGUGGCAAAUACAAAACACGACCCGUUCAGUGGGUGAAAUGUAGUGUUAAGAUGAACUCCAUUGAAAUAUUAGGUGAUAGUAUAAAAGCUGAAGAUUGGCAAGUCGCAAUGGAAGCUCUGAGCACUGAUACCAGUACCCAUCACGUGCGCAUAAAAAAUAAACGAUACACAGAAAAAUUGGCAAGAAACUAUGAUACAUUUGGUAGUGUCGUUGAAGCACCAAAAAACGUUCUUGCUGUGAGCACACUAUACGUGAUGCGACUGAUUGCUACUUCGGUUUACGAAGUUAUGAUCAAUACGACUGCACUGGUUUGCCUUGAACUGGAAAAUGUGCUGUUCGACGAACAAGCUCUAGGAACUAUCAUAUCAGGUAUCGACACCAACCAAACGCUCCAGCACUUAUCUCUGGCCUACAGCCGCAUCGGAGACGAUGCCUGUUUAUCGCUGUGCCGGGUGCUCAGGGACAAACCAAACAUCCGGUCCGUGGACCUGUCUGGAUGUUCCCUAAGUCGUGCUUCGGUUAAGUCCGGUCUGCUGGACGUGAUCAAAAAACAGCAGGUUAAGCGACACGAAGAAUGUUGGGCGCACUCGCUGAGGUACAGGUCCGCCAAUCCGGAUAUCAUGCACGGGCUAAGGAGGUUGACGCUCAACAACAACACUAGCAUUGGCGACGCUGGAUUGGCCGACCUGUUUGAGUCGUUAAAAGAUGACUAUUAUGUGAAAGCUGUGGAUCUGCAGAAUUGUGGGCUUACAGACCACGGCGCUCAGUUGGCGCUCUCCACGUUGAUGAUCAACAACUCUCUGGUCGUGUUGGACGUCCGGGAAAAUCCCACCAUAUCGUCAGCUAUGUUGGAAGCAAUUAUGAUCCAGUUGUACGAUAACAACGUAAACAAAACCGAGACAAAACAGUGGAAAUGGACCAAGCUCGGGCGGUAA